Molecule: messenger RNA, 11430 nt
Organism: Corythoichthys intestinalis (scribbled pipefish)
Lineage: Eukaryota; Metazoa; Chordata; Actinopteri; Syngnathiformes; Syngnathidae
Gene: myt1la
Product: myelin transcription factor 1-like, a
Exons: 23
Coding region: 251-3703 (1150 amino acids)
Biological process (GO): regulation of transcription by RNA polymerase II
Cellular component (GO): nucleus
Molecular function (GO): zinc ion binding; DNA-binding transcription factor activity, RNA polymerase II-specific; RNA polymerase II cis-regulatory region sequence-specific DNA binding
Source: RefSeq, a predicted model, not a curated record
ACGCGCGGGCUGGGGAAAAAAAAUACAAGACAAGUGUGCGGAUGUGGCGCGCUCCCAUGCAUCCGCCCGCCCGCCCGCCGUUCGCGUCAUCGUCAAGCUAGCGUGCGUGCGUGCGUGCGUGCGUGCGUGCGCGCGCCCGACCGACGGACGGACGCCAGAGGCGAGACGAAGAGCAGAACAACGACGCGGAGAAGAUGAGGAGGACCGGCGACGAGGAGGACGCCGUCUGAAGUACCUGGUCGCCGGCCGGAUGGAGGCAAAUGCAGCAGACAAACGCCAUCGAACCAGAUCCAAAGGAGUGCGAGCCGGCGCGGAGGCCGUCACGCACGAACUCUUCUGCUGUCCGACAGAGGGCUGCGACGGGUCAGGUCACGUCAGCGGAAAAUACGCCCGGCACCGAAGCGUGUACGGCUGCCCGCUGGCUAAGAGGAGGAAGGCGCUAGAUAAGCGACCGACAGACUCGCCGCCUCUCAAGCGGAGAGCCAUCAUGGAGGACCGCCCGGAGGACGACUUGGAGGAGGAAGGCCGGCUCGACGCCAUGGAUGAAGAAGAAGAGGAGGAGGAUGACAGGGGUGAUGAAGAGGAAGAUUUCGAGGAGGAGGAGGACUUCUCUGAUGACAUCGAGGAGGAAGAGGAGCAACCAGAGGAGGCGGGAGGAGACCACAGCAUGCGGGACGAGGAAGAAGAAGACGAGUGCAACCGGCAACAGGUCGACUACCAAUCAAGUGGACAAUCAAAGCUUCUUCCGCUUCAUAAGGACGACAACAACAACAACGACCAUAGCCGCGGCGCGGGUCCCGGUCCGGUUCCGGGAUCCGGUCCCGGGCCCCGCGACGAGUUCGACAACUACGACGAGCUGGUGGCCAAGUCUCUUCUCAACCUGGGCAAGAUCGCCGAAGACGCGGCGGCCUACCAAGCCUCCGCCGAAUCGGAGAUGAACAGCGACUCGUCCGACGGCGACGACGAGGAGGAGGACCGGGACGGCGGCGGGAAGGGCGACCUCGGCGUGGACCUGGACAGCGACGCGGUGCGGGAGACGGUGGACUCGCUCAAGCUGCUGGCGCAGGGCCACGGCGCGGCGCCGCCCGACGACGGCUACCCCGGCGAGGAGGAAGCGUGUCUCAGUAGUUUAGAGUGUCUGAGGAAUCAAUGUUUCGACCUGGCGCGCAAACUCGGCGAGACGCGCCCGGACGACGCGCACCGACGGACGGCGCUCCGUCUCGAAAGGUACGAAAUGCGCCGGCCGAGCCCGGCGUCCCUGGGUUACGAAGAGGACGAGGAAGAGGAGGAGGGCCGAGGGGAGGAGGAGGAGGAGGAGGAGGAGGAGGACGCGGCGUCGGCGGCCUCGGACGACACCUUCGACAUGGCCAAGGGCAACCUGUCGCUGCUGGAAAAGGCCAUCGCGCUGGAAUCGGAGCGCGCCAAGGUCAUGAGGGACCGCCCGGGCUCCGAGUACAAGCACGCCAGGCGCGAGCGCCGCCGACAUCUUCAUCAUCACCACCACCAUCGCCGGAUGCUCGACCAACUGGACCCCGCCGCCGCGCACCACGACGCCCUCAAGAGGGCCUACUACCCCAAAGAAUCUUCGCGGGGGGACAAAAAGGAGAGCAAGUGCCCCACGCCGGGCUGCGACGGCACCGGCCACGUGACCGGGCUCUACCCGCACCACCGCAGCUUGUCCGGUUGCCCUCACAAGGAUCGCGUCCCCCCUGAGAUCCUUGCCAUGUAUGAGAAUGUUUUAAAGUGCCCGACCCCCGGCUGCUCCGGACGGGGUCAUGUCAAUAGCAACAGGAACUCGCACCGCAGUCUGUCGGGGUGUCCCAUCGCGGCGGCCGAGAAGAUGGCCAAGGUACACGAGAAGAGUCACGUGAUGGACGUCGGCGGUGGCGGCGGCAAGUCCAAUCAGACGUCAGAUCGCGUCCUCAGGCCGAUGUGCUUCGUGAAGCAGCUGGAGAUCCCGCAGUACGGCUGCAAGAACAACGUUCCCACCAGCACGCCGCGCUCCAACCUGGCCAAGGAGCUGGAGAAGUACUCCAAGACCAGCUACGACUACGGCGGAUACGAGGGACAGCACGCCGUCUACGCCAAGAGGGGCCCGCUCGCCCGCUCUCACCACGGAAGAGAUACCUCGCCCAAGGCCUACGACGGCAAGCGUUACAGCAAGACCUCCAGCCCGGCCAGCAGCACCACCAGCAGCUACGCUCCCAGCAGUAGCAGCAGCAGCAGCCUGAGCGGCAUCAUGGACGUGUGCGGCGGCGGCGGCGGGGGGCCGGGCGGCGACCCCGGCGGCGGUGCGGCGACGGGCGGCGGCAGCAGCGCCAGCAGCACGUGCAGCAAGAGCAGCUUCGACUACACGCACGACAUGGAGGCGGCGCACAUGGCCGCCACCGCCAUUCUCAACCUGUCCACCAGGUGUCGCCAGCUCCCGCACGUGGGGAAAGCGCACGGCGCGCUGGCACAGAGCGAGGACGAGGAGGGCGGCGGCCUGGACGCGGACGGUCCCGAGGGCACCGGGACUGUGCUGACCCCGCUGCAGCCCAUGUCGCCCCAGCGCCAGGCCCUCCUCCAUAGUCACCGCUACCAGCUGAGCCAGGCCGACUGCUGGGACCUCCCGCUGGACUAUACCAAAAUCAAACGCGUGGACGAGCGUCAGGAUGAGGGCGAGGAGCCGGACGUCUUCCGGGACCUAAUGGACGAUCGGCACUACCCGGGCGACGCGCCCAGCCCCAAACACCUCAAGUACUCGCCCUGCAAGGAGGCCAAGAAGGAGCUCCUCACGUUCUCCGGCUGCCAGCUCCUGGACAAGAAUCUGAGAGGGAUGACGUCCCCCAACGCGCAAGAGCUAAGGUGCCCCACGCCGGGCUGCGACGGAUCGGGACACAUCACGGGAAACUACGCCUCCCACAGGAGCUUGUCCGGUUGCCCUCGAGCCAAGAAGAGCGCGGUCAAAAUCCCGCACAGCAAAGAGGACAAAGACGACCAGGAGCCCAUCAAGUGUCCGGUGCCGGGCUGCGACGGUCAAGGUCACGUGACGGGCAAGUACGCCUCUCACCGCAGCGCCUCGGGCUGCCCCCUGGCGGCCAAACGUCAAAAGGACGGCUACGUCAACGGCGGCCAGCCGGCGUGGAAGGUCGGCAAGACGGACGGCGUGACGUGUCCCACGCCGGGCUGCGACGGCUCGGGUCACGUCAGCGGGAGCUUCCUCACCCACCGCAGUCUCUCCGGGUGUCCCCGGGCCACCUCGGCCAUGAAGAAGGCCAGGACCGGCGGCGGCGCCGCCGAGAUGCUGACAAUCAAGCAGAGGGCCGGAAAAGGCAUCGAAAACGACGAGGAAAUCAAACAGCUGGACGAAGAAAUCAAAGAUAUCAACGAGUCCAACAAUCGAGCCGAGUCCGACGUCAUUAAACUGAGGACGCAAAUCACCACGAUGGAGAGCAGCCUGAGGUCCAUGGAGGAGGAGAACAAGGCCAUGGAGCAGCAGAACGACUCGCUGCUGCACGAGCUGGCCAACCUCAGCCAGUCGCUCAUCAACAGCCUGGCCAACAUCCAGCUGCCGCACAUGGACCCCGUGAACGAGCAGAACUUUGACACGUACGUGAGCGCGCUGACGGACAUGUACACCCACCAGGACCGCUAUCAGAGCCCGGAGAACAAGGCCCUCCUGGAGAACAUCCGACAGGCCGUGCAGGGCAUCCAAGUCUAACCCCGCCCUCCGCCCGCCGCCACGCCAAAGCGAACAAAGGUCCGGAUUAACUCUUUGUCCGCCGCCGUAGUCCGUUUCAACCGGAUCGGACGUCUGGCGCCGUGAAAGGCUGUUUUGUUGUUUUUACUAACUGCCACAACGCAUACGCCGUGAAGGAUUUUUAUUUAGUUUCGCCGUAAGCCAGGGGUCUCAAACUCGCCGCCCGGGGACCAAUCAAAGUAUUCGUGUGGCUUGCGCGCGUGUAUUUUGUCAAAAAUAAAUGAUGCCGUAUAUGCAUUCAAAAAUAAAAUAGUCAGAAAUUCAAAUAAUAAAUAAAAAUGUGUUGCCCACACAAUUUGCCAUGGUCAAAUUAUGAAGAAUUUUUUAAAAAGUCAAACCUGUGUCCAGGGGACAAUAUUUUGCUAUAUUGCCAUUGUUAAGUGUGCCAUUAGUGUUGCUCGGGUGUAUUUUGUCAUGGGCAGAUGAAAAAAAAAAAGUCAACUUAAAAAAACUCUGUACAGUACAUCCAUAUAUCAUUUAAAAAAUAAUAAUAGAAAUAGUGCUAAAUUAAAAAUAAUAAUGAAUACGGAAAAGUGUGGCCCAAUCUUUUGAAAUGAAAGUGUUGUGUUCGUCUGGCCCAAAUUUUGACAUGGGGAGUUUUUAAAAAUUGAGUUAAAAAGAACAUUGCAAUAAUUAAUAAAUUGCAAAAAAACAUUAUAUUACAAAGCAUUUUUCAACAUGGGUUAUUUUCAUUUAAAACAAAAAUGCCUAAAGCAACACUCGGUAACUUUUCAAACUUUAUAAAGUAUUUUCAUAACAUUUGUGAUAUUUUGACUGACAACUAGUUGAAUGACACCUCUUUUAUAUUUUGAGGGGGUCUGUAUCGCUUUCACUAAUUAAUUUUGAGACAAAAAAAAAACAACGCAAAUGCGCUGACUGCUUUACGGCUUACGUCACUUCCCCCUCUCCCCAUUCAUUAUAAAGAUGGAAGUUGAUGCGAACGCUUUCUCGUGAAUUCUACAAAGAUAGCAGAGCAUUAAAAGAGAGAAAAAGGAGGGAAAAAAGGGAGGCUACCGGGAUACUCAAGAAUAAACAUUGGCCGGCUUUCACUCGCUGGCGUGUGUCACGCCCCCACCCCAGUGUGGAGGGGUGAAGGAAUCUGACCUUCUAGCCAGACCGCCGGAAUCGCGCCAGCCGAACCGCCGGACCCGCCCUGGCACAACUCCAACGACCCGGGCCGGCGAGACUCCGACAAUCCGCCCUGAAGGCCAAACUCCGCGCAUUCACCUUAGUCUUAACCCUUUGUACGGACUCCGUUUUGAAAGCUGGAAGAAGGCUUACCGGGAACAAGUUGACAAUUUAUUGGGGUCGACAUCGAUCAAGCAGCAAGGCGAAACGGACACAGACUCAGGCGAGGCGGCAAGACUCGCUCGGUUAGUUAAACAUUUAGUCUUUUGAAGGCUCUUGCGGGGCAGGCCGUGGGCAGGAAGAACAGUGUGUUUAGGAUUAUUGUCUGUUUGUGGAUUGGACAGGGGGAUUCGGGAGUUACUGUUGUCCGGGCAAUGAGGGUUGUGGAUUUUGCCACCUCAGCAUCAAAGGGGCUCUUGGAGUUUCAUCAGUUGGACAUCGGGCGUUCUACGUUGUUCCUUGUGUUGCCACAGGGCGUCCCGCCGUUUGUUCUGGACUGUCCGGGAGAACUGAUUGCGUUGAUUGAAUUGGUGGGGCAGAUGUGGGCUUGUCAGCGUUGAUCUUGCUCACAGUUUUAUGACGCACACGUUGGUGUUAGAGUAAUACAAACAGACAAACAAAUACGAGAAACAAUACUAUUACCUGAUUGAUUUGUGUUAGAAUAAUGCAAACAGACGGGGCCUACGAGAAAAGGGGUUAGCCACACUAAUGCACACGGUUGUUAACCGUCAUACGCUAUUGUUUAGCCGCAACUGGAUUCAUUAGCUUGUUACUAUUUGUCCUUCACACAGUCGCUGGAAACUAAAAUGUCGUUAAAUCCAUCUGCAGGCGAUUUAAUUUUGAUUGAUUGAUGAUUUUACGACACAGUCCGGGUGUGCGCUGGUCCUCAUGGGAAACUCAGUCCUCUUUAAGGCAAAACAAUAGGGCUUUUGUCCACCGGCGUCGCUAAAAUUGACCAAAACUGAAAAAUUACAUAGUGUUGCUUUAAAUGAAUAAUAUGACAAAUGAUUAAUUAACCCAAAAAAAAUAACACAAGGUGUACAAAAAUGACAAAAAAACAAAACAAAACAGUGGGACCUGGACCUCUUUAGCCCUGGGCAUCUCAAAAAGUUACGUUACUCCUAUUUUUGAGGGAAUCCUCGAUGCAACCUAGACUCAUAUUCCCAGCACCAACUUCAAAUAAAUGAAGUUUGAGACCCCUGUUGUAAGCUAACAUCACGUUGAAACGGCCUCGCCUGGACUUUUGUACAUUUUCAUACGACCUGAUAUAAUGUGACGUACAGCUGCUAACGGACAGAUUGACGGACGGUCAACGGUGUGUUCAACGGAGACAAUCUGCCGCCGAUCGAGCGAUUCAUGAGCCACGUGGACGAGCAAUAUCGGCGUCAUUCAUUCCGAUGCAAUCUAUAUUGACAAAAAAAACAAACAAACAAAGCAAAGUUUGGGUAUAUGCAAUUUCUUAUGGAUUCAAUUAUCAUUGAUCAGCGAUUGAUGUUUUUACUGGUUUUGUAUCCACUUUUAUGACAACGGCCACGCCUUCUUUUCUUUCUUUUGAUGGGUGGGUGUUGAUGGCGGGUGGGCGGGACUUACAGGGUCACACACACACACACACACACAGACACACCUCAUUUGUACAUUUGCACUCGUCGUCCACUCAGCAGGCUUGUUCCUUACGUGCAUGCACUUUAUUGGGGCUCGUCGGAAAGCAAAAAAAUCGAUAAAUAAAUACGAAAAAGUGUACAGCGCUGACUGGGAAUUAGGAUGACCGUGGGGGAAAAAACACUCAUCACACAAAAUGAUUCAUUUAUUAUCUGUGAUGCCUUGACAUACGUGUUUUUCGAGACGAGUCGUAGUACAGCUAAUUUGGUUGCUUUGAUUUGUGAGCAAAAAGCAGCCGUGAUGAGUCAAUCCAACUUCAUCGAAAGACGAAUUUGUUUUUUUUAAAAAAAGAAAUGUCCAAACCAGAGGCGGGUAGAAAAUUUGACUCGCGUAAGAGUAGCGUUACUUCAAAAUAAUACGACUCAAGUAUAAGCAUUUGUCGAAAAGAAUACUCAAGUCAUGAGUAACUGCUUCCGAUAUCUGAUUCAACAAUGGUAUAUAUUUUUUUCUCAGCACAGCCUCAUCGGUAUCUACUGUUAUUAUUGUACUGUACUAUAACCAAUUACAUGACCAUAUAAGGCCCAAAACAAUACAAAAAAAAAAAAAAAAAAAGAUUGAAUUCUGACUAGACAUAAACCUGCCCAAAGAGCAUGAGUUCCCUCUGGUGGGCAAAAACAUUACCUACCGCGAAAUGAAAACGAUGAUAUCUCCGGUUUUCCAUGAUCCGUCGGUGCCCAGUGCGUCGGUUUGGUCUCAAUAUUGGUAGGGCCGAUAUAACAGCAUGUACACUUUUUGCUAGGGACGUGACAUUAAGACCAAACAGAUUGGGUGAACGCGUGCUACAUUUCUCACGAAUAUGUACCUAAUGAAUUGAUGGCUAAAUGGAUAAUGCAAAAUAAAUCUGUAUUGACUUACUGUAUCCUAACUUUCGCACUGCAAAUUUAUAACAUCUUAAUCGGUUAUUUUCCCUUAAAUCUAGUCGAAUUUUGCUACUUUGUUAUUGUUAAACCAAACAUCUAAAACUUGGUCAUUUUUCACCUAUAUUUUUCACCUAAAUCAAUUAAAAAAAAAUGCUUUCAAAUAAUAUUUUGAACAAUAUCUAUUCUCGAAUUCAGAACAUUUCUGACAAAAAAGUUGUUGUUUUUUUUUGAUUAAAUACACAAAUUUAUUGCUUAAAAUAAGUAUGUUAAGCUUAUUUUCAGCCAGCUGUUUUUCUUAUUUCAAGAAAUAGGUAAGUGUAUAAAUUUUACUUGAAGCAGUGGCAGAUCAUUUCCCUUAUUUCUACUACAGUGGUUCUUAACCUGGGUUCGAUUGAACCCCAGGGGUUCGGUGAGUCGGUCUAAGGCAGUGGUCUCAAACCGGUCCUCAAAGGGCCGCAGGGGGUACUGGAUUUCAUUCCAACCAAACGAGACAAAUACCUUUUCACCAAUCUGGUUUCUUACAAGUGUAAUCAGUUGAUUGCAAUCAGGUGCUGCUUAUGUUAGUAGAAACCUCAUUGGUUGAACUGUUUGUGCUGGAUCUGUUGGAACAAAAACCAGGACCCACUGCGGCCCUUUGUGGAGUCUGUUUGAGACCGCUGGUCUAAGGCAAGGGUGGGCAAACUAUUCCACAAAGUGGGUGCGGGUUUCAGUUCCAACUCAUCAAGAGGAAACCUUUUUACCAAUCUGGUGUCUUGCAAGCGCAAUCAGUUGAUUGCAGUCAGGCGCUUCUUGUUUCAGCUGACACCUCAUUGGUUAAACGGUGUCCUCGCUGGAUCAGUUGGAGCAAAGACCUGGGCCCACGACAGCCCUUGAGGACCAGUUUGCCCACCACUGGUCUAAGGGGUUUGGCGAAGGUAAAGAAACGCAGAACCCUAUUCCCGUACGCUGAUUAAAUUUAGGCCAUUUAGGUUUGCUCCCAAUUUACAGGCUUAAUUCAUUUCUUUUAACUGUUAGUCCUCAAUCAGAUGGGAGGAGGUACUGGUUUGCUCAGUGGAAGGUCGACUCGCACUUGGUUUGAGGGAAUUAAACAGACCAAUGGGCAGCAUGGUCUCAUAUUUUGAGCUGUUUAUAAAACAUGCUUAUAAAAUAAGAAUUUUGAAUGGGAUUUUGCUCAAUAAUUAGCUUGCCAGCUUAAAUAUAUGGGUUUUGAAUUUGAAAAAAAAAAAAAGCUUUAUUAUCUAAUUCUGAAGGGUUCGGUGAAACCACAUGUGAAACAAUUGGGGUUCGGUAUCUUUUGCAAGAUUAAGAACCACUGUUCUAGUAGAUUUACACCGGAAACAAGUUUUAAGGAGGUGGCUUUUUGCAGUGCAUAGCUAUUGGUUCAGGUGAUACACCGUGCGAUUCAAACCUUUUUUUUUUUGUUAAAAACUACUAAAGAAACAUUGUUGAAAACUUCCAAAAUAAAUGUCUGGAUUUUAUUAGCAAAUUUAAAUAGCAAUAUUUGAACACAUAUUAAGAUAAACAAGAAAUACAAACAUGUUAUUCUCAUCUCAACUAUCUAAGAAUGCAGAAAAAUACAAAUUUGUCUUAAUUAGGGCGGCAGCUAUCGAAUAUUCAGUAUAAUAUUCAAGUAUUCUACUGAAAAUUCCAUCAAUUAAUCAAGUAAUCAGAUAAAACUUUUCUUUUUUUUUUUUAGGUAAAAAGCAAUUAUAAAUAUACAUGUGAAAACAAGACAAUUCUCCUAAUAUUGAACCAUUUUUAGAGUGUCUUUACUUUAGAUGUACAUUGUUGAAAACAGUCAACAAUUGCAUCUCCCAUGUGACUAGAAAAACAAAAUCACUGCUUUCACUCAAAAAACUUAAGAUAUUAAAAUGAAAAAUCUUAUUUCUUUCCUAAAAAUGUCAUUACGCAUGAUAACACACAUCACUUUCACAUCACUUAAAAGUGAUGUGUUUUUCCCAUGUGUUUACAUUGAAUUUCCAUUCGUGUUAAGCUAUUUUUAAGUUCUAGUUAAGUUUUAAAGUUGGUCUAAAUUGUAAGUCCUGAUACGAUUUUGAGUUUACCGGCUGGAUUGGAGCACAUUAGGCACCAGCGCUACUUGGUGUUUUAUCCAGCAAUGACUACCGAGCUAAAAUUGAGAGUUAGCUUUAUUAUGUUUUUAUCUGACACCCUCAUCACUCUACAACGCUGUGUUUUUACAGAUUAAAUAAAGCCUGUAUGGAAGACACGUUAGCCACGUAUCGACAAUAGUCAUAAUCAAUAGAAACCUAGCCCUCCGAAGGGCUAACGUUACGUUAGCAAGGUACAGUAACGUUAAUCUUAUUUACUACCGCUGAGAAGUCUACUGCUUUAAGAUGGCGGCUGUUUACUAAUGCCAGCGAGUCUGUCAUUUCACAUCAAGUUCUAUAUACGUCUAUGAGAAUCAUCAGACAAGUCAAGUCAUCAGCCAAUCAAACAUGCCUUUGAGGGGAAAAAAAUGGAGUGGCACAUUCAGCAAGUGAAAAGGGGUCAAUGUAAGUCCGUACGGGAAGACAAUCUAAAUUACCAAUAUAACUGAAGUCAUUAUAUAAUGCAAAUAAGGUUGCUUAAAAGUUGCUAGGGACAAUUUCAGCAUCCUGAAAAAUCGCUUCCUACCGUCCCUAUGCAAACCUACGCCCUUGGUCGGUGCCAAAUAAAAACUAAAAGCUAUGCUUCUGCAACCUCGUGUGUGGUUAUGUGACUGUAUUGUCGCGCCCGGUUGGUAUCGUGGAUUAUUGUUGCGACGUCUCAUUGGUGAAACUGGUGGAGCCACUGUGCCGGCAAAAAUGAACCUAAUAUGUAGAGUAAAGAUGCAAGGACUAUAGUGUAGGCCAAAGUAGCGGAGUCACAAAUCUACUCAAGUCAAAAGUAUGGCGUGCUAAAAGAAGAUUUUUUUUUUACUGUUACAUUUACUCGAGUAACGCGUUACUACCCACCUCUGGUCAAAACAAAAUAAAAGCCAACCAUAAUGGAAAAUACCAAAAAUAUUUGAAUAACUCCUCUCGGCUCAUCGGUAUGGCAUUAGUGAUUGCGGUUUCACGCAGAGGAUAAAGAAUAUGUGACUGCCAGUACCGUUUCAGAAUCGGUGUGCACGCUUUAACACAACGCGGCCUGAAUCCGUCGCUGAAAGUGUUCGAGUGAAUCGCGUGCUUUUUAUUCUUUGGCUGAAAAUUUCCAGUAAGAUGACAGCUUUCAUCUGGAUCAAGUCGUGUCACAGCAUUUCAAUUGAAAGUGAACUGAAACCAGACGGCUAAUGUACUUUUUCGUUACAAACGGCACCUCGUUGUUGAUAUUUGCCUGUAUUUUGCAUUUCAGAGACUUUUGUUGGAAUGAUUUGAAAAGAUUCAUCUUGUUUCUUUGGUGGUCUUUGAAUAUUGAGAACUAGCGUUGCACCGAUACGUUGCUAAAAUGACAUGAUCGUCCGUUUCGGGUAGUACUAUAAAAAAAAAAAAAAGUACUUUUGGGGAUUUAGUUUCAAACUACCCGAGAUGGCCGACAGCUAAUGAAAGUUCAUUCGCUGUUGGGCCUUCACGCUUCAAAUGGGGCGGAUGUCUAGGGCUGUCAUUGGCAGCCGCUCAAUUUAGCAUUGUGUGACCAUGUCAUGACCGCAGUCAUUUACUGUUAAAAUGGGGGGGUGAUAUCUGUACAGAAUGGACAUGGCCGAUACCACGCAGAAUCUGUAUUGGAAGCCCCCAAAACUGGUAUUGGUGCAACACUAACAAAAAGAUUGACUAAGCGGCAAACUGAAAAAUAAGUUUUCCCCCCCUUCAUAUCGGGAACUUUAUAACUCAAUAAAAAGCACAAUUUAAAGACUAAGUGGUGGAGAUGUGUACAAACCACGAAUACACCUCAUAUGAAUAUUUGUCUAAAUUUGAUUUUUUAUUUAUUUAUUUUUUUUCCUAUAGUUUUUCUGCUCUGUCACGAGUUGCUAUUUGCUUUUGAAUGGUGAAUUUCUGUUCUAUGUGAAUCAUGACAGUGUUUAGAAUCGCUCACUCUUCAGAAUAAAUCUUGUGUUGCAACUCG